UUUUUAAAACCAUUUUCCACAUUGUUCGAGAAGGUCCGCCAUGAUAGCUGAUGUAUUCAUCAUCGCUUGACAUUUUGUCGGAACAUGAUAUUUUGUAAAAUUUAUUUUAAAAUAUGGCUGACUCUUUUUUCGGGUUUGACACAUCCGUACCAGGUGGCGGUCUAGACGAUGCUAUAGAAUGUCCGUUAGACGAGGACGAUAUUAUCGAAGAAGAUGAGUACGAUGCAUUAAAUGAUGAAACAUUCGGUCUAGCUACCAAUGAUGAUUGGGAGAAAAAUCAUGAGCAAUUAGCACAGAUUGCUGAGUCCACGAGAUUGCAAAAACAAUUAACCAACAACAAAAAUGGCAUUGACGUGGACAUUGAAGGAAGUCUUUCGCAUUUGGUAUUGGACGAGAAAGAUGGGAUUGUCCCGCGACCAGGUGUAUGGGACAGCCCAUCAAAUUUGCCAAUUGUCCCGCCAAACCCACCUCUCUCCGUGGCCUUGAAAAAUGUUUGCACUGUAGAAGAACUAGAACGUGGUUUAAUGAGACCACCACCAGGCUUAGUAAAACCAUCAACACCUCAGCCAACAAACAUAAACACAAACAAUAUAAAUACAACAACGAUAAAUCAACCGCAGCCCCAACAAUUACCAAUACCCAGACCCGGUGGUCAAUUUCCACUGGACUAUCCAACUAUAAAUGAUCAUAUAUCUGCUAAUUUACGUGCUAACAUCCUGAAUAAUAUGCCGCCAAGAUUUCCACCUGGAUUAUCAAUGCCCGGUCAACAUCCGGUGAUCCUGCCACCGAACGUGCGACUGCCAAACGCACAAUUGUUGCAAAACACUCGGCCACUCGGUGGCAAUCCAGCCGCCGCAGCAGCUGCCGCUGCAGCAGCCAACUUACUAAGAUAUCCUCUGCCUCCGCAUUUAAUGAUAGCUCACAACAAUCAGCGGCAACCAAUGCACGGUAAUUUUCCAGUCGGUAAUUUUCCUCAACCCCCUCGACCCAAUUUACCUCCGCCCCAAUUUAUGCGGCCAGAACAUCCUCUUAUGUCACCGUUUCCUAAUAAUCUACCGAAUCACCAUCAGCACCACCAGCAGCAGCAUCAUCAUCAACUUCAACAUCAGCACCAGCAGCACCAGCAACAUCACCAGCAAAACCAACAUCAGCAAAAUCAACAUCAACAGCAGCAUCACCAGCAACAACAGCAACAGCAUCAGCUGUCCAUCAAUCAACGGAAUCACAACCGAUCAUCCUAUCAAACAAAUGAUCAAUCCUCAUCAAAUAAUCAGCCGUUCUUUAAAAACAACCAGCACUGGAAUCAGAACCGUAACAAUCAAAGGUACCAUCAUCAUAACAAUCAUCACGUUAAUGGUUACAAUGAAAACGGGGAAUACGACGAGUACGCAGGUAUGAUGAGCAAUCGUGAGAAGCAGUGGCUGACUAACAUACAACUGAUGCAGCACAACACCAACCAGCCGUACUUUGACGAUUAUUAUUACACAGUAUUUUGCGACCGUCAGAAUAAGAAAAAUAACGAGAACUCGGAUAACCAAAAGGAUAAAAAACAAAAUAAUAAAAAUGGUUACCGCGAUAGGGACAACAAGGAUCAGUCACAGCACAUACUUACUAAAGUUGUUUAUACACCAACGCAAUUUGAAAAUUCAUUGGGUAAAUUGCAGUGCGGAAGUGUCACUGCUCCACGUAAAAUAAUAGACAUGGAUGUGGUGCCCAACAGCGAUCCGCAACAAAACCAACAGGCGCAGCAGAAGGACAUGAAAAAGGCGCGUCAAAGAUUGUUGGAGAUAGAACGUCUGUAUACGGUACAGUUGAAGCUUGAGGAUGUCAACAAUCCACUGGCUUUGUUGGCUGAACAACAAGCUCUGCAGCAGCAGCAACAGCAGGAAACGGACCAAGAAACUGAGAGCAAACCGGUAAAAAAAACGGCGGCGGAACUCAUAAAUGUUAUGCUCACGUCAAUACUGCAGUUGCUAAGGGAGGAUAAAUUGUCGAGUAUUUUGAGCAUCAGAAAGGGGAAAACUUUGUUGCUGCGUUUUUUACCGUUUCUCAGUGUCACUGAGUACACUCAGCAGCUUGGGGAAUUUUGGGUCGGAUUCAUUCGCGGUCUUGCUGUUAUAAGUCGUCGUGACGCUAAUUAUCUUGUGCGAUUUUUUCCCGAGUUUCAUAGAUGGAUUGAGACGAUUGAUGACUUUUAUAUUUUACUACGUUUGGCUAAAGGCUUUUUAGAAUCUGUUAAUCAGCCGAAUAAAAAUAACAAUAGUUUGGCUUUGGCUGUUACAAAUAAGUUUGGAGUAUCUGUGUUAGCCUCGUUAUUAGAAAGAGCCGAAACUUUGUAUCCAAAUGAUGAGGACGGAUUGUCUGGCGAAUGGUCGACAUUUAUAUUAACACUUGCAGAUAUUAUCGGAUCAUCGCCACCGAGUGUCGCACCGUUUCAACCGAUUCCCGCUAAUACACUUAAUGAACACUUGCAAAGAAUUCGUGGUCUUACUAUUGAGAGGUAUGCGCCAUUAGAAUCUUUAUUAACAGACGCUAAUCCAUCUCUAUAGACUGAUCUUAUUAAACCUGUGGGUAAAUUUUUUUUCUUUUUCUUCGCAAUAUAUUUACUUUCUCACUCAAAAAUAUGAUACAUUUAUUAUUAUCAUUAUUUUUUUCUUUUAUUGAUUUAUAUCAAUCGUUCUUCCAUCCAUGGGAUGUAAAUAGUAAUUGUGAUUAAAUUUAUAACGAAACAAUGACUUGGAAAUUAAAAAAUUCUGACUUGACAACUUAAUUUUUUUUUG
This is a messenger RNA of Microplitis mediator, 2780 nucleotides long. RefSeq names its product protein PAT1 homolog 1 (gene Patr-1). The record is from RefSeq and is a predicted model, not a curated record. Lineage: Eukaryota; Metazoa; Arthropoda; Insecta; Hymenoptera; Braconidae. The transcript has 4 exons. Bases 114 to 2549 code for a protein of 811 amino acids. Gene Ontology annotation, molecular function: RNA binding. Gene Ontology annotation, cellular component: P-body. Gene Ontology annotation, biological process: P-body assembly; deadenylation-dependent decapping of nuclear-transcribed mRNA.